Hordeum vulgare subsp. vulgare (domesticated barley) is the source of this 849-nucleotide messenger RNA. RefSeq lists its product as uncharacterized. Lineage: Eukaryota; Viridiplantae; Streptophyta; Magnoliopsida; Poales; Poaceae. The transcript is spliced from 2 exons. Bases 247 to 849 code for a protein of 200 amino acids. The record is from RefSeq and is a predicted model, not a curated record.
UAACAAUCAACUUCUCUCACAUGCCCAAAAUCUCCAUAGCAGACAUUACGUCAUCCGGCAAAGUGAAUCUCAUAAUCCUUAAUUCAGAAAUAAGAUCGUAUACCUCAACAUGUGAUGAACCAUUAAAAGAGAAAGUUUCUGCAAAUUUUGUACAACAUUCUUCAAGUUCAUUGUCACUUAAUGACUUCAGGGUGUUAGGUUGAUCUCUCCGCGUGGGCCCAACGGCCCGCCGGGCCCUUGAUCCAUAUGCGCCCUGAUCGGGGGCGCCCAACCCAUUUUGGUUGGUGGGCCCCUGUGACGCGCGCUAUAUUAACAGAGGUGGGGGCCGGGGCACAACUCACGAGGUUCGCCGCCGCCACUUUCCCCACCUACACGUCCUGCCAAUCUAGGGUUAGAGCGGUGCUCACGGGAAGCACUACCGCCACCUCUCCAUCUCACUGUCCCCGUCGCCGUCACCACCUCACGAUGGACGCCGGCGGGAGUUCCUCGACCGCAGGACAAGGAGGUUUCCACCUGAUGAGUUGCCUAAAAGAUGUUCCUACACUCAGAGAUGAUAACUACUCUGAGUGGAGGAAGAAAGUAGACAUGGCUUUUGUCUGUGCUGAGGUGGACUGGGUUCUGGAGGAACCACAACCUGUUAAACCUCCAGAGCCAGUGAGAGAUGCAAACGACACUCAUGUUGUAUGGGAGAAAAAGCAAAGGGAUUAUGCUUCAGUGGAGAUGUCCUACUCCUUUAGUAACCAAAAGUGGGUAAAUACCAACAAAAAGUGUCUGACAUUUAUAAAGAAUACAAUUGAGAACGCCAUUGUGGGCUCAAUUGCAGAGUGCCCUUCCGCAGGGAAAUGCUGA